AUGACAGUGUUCAUUGUGUUUUUGCCGGGGUUGAUCCAUAUCAGCAUGUCCUUCGUGAUGCUGCUGCUCCUGGCUGUGCCAGCCCUCCAGCGGGCCGGUAGCUUCUCUUCCGGGACUUUCGAUGCCAGGGAUUUCUCAUUGCAUAUGGUCUUUCCAAGGGACUACUCUGCCUUCGGUCUGGCCACGGAGCAGAUGCCAGCAAGGCGAUUCAUCACCAUUUCUGUGAUGCUUCGGCUUGGUGGUCUCUUGUCAUAUUUGCCACUCUUCGUUGAUGCGGACGCAUAUGGCUUCACAACGUACCUUUCGGCUGCCCUGUCUGAACAAGGUUCUGAGCAGCUGCAGCUGUUCCGUGACCAACAGGCUGAGCAGGUGCGCAGGCUUCAGUACAAAGAAAACGCGCAGUCCGUUGACAGUUACCGUGACAUCAAUUCCGCACUAGUGCAGGCCUUCGGUGUGGCUUAUUUUGCUUUCCUUUGCAUCUCUGGCUGUGGAUGUUGCUUCCUUUCUCAGGGCUUCUGUGUUGGAAACGACUUCUCUGGCGCUGCAGCAGCGGAUCUGGCCUUGCAAGAGCGCAUCGAUGACAGGGCCAGGAUCCUGGCCGCACGAAUGCGCGAAGGUGAUCUAAAGCCUACUUGGAAAGAGUAUGUGAGGCUUCACGCGGACAUGCUGCUUUUUGCCUGGGAUUUUGUGUCGGAUGGGCUCGCGCUGUGGCAGUUCUUCGAGCUUGAGCUGUUCUGGUUGUUUGCGUUCCAGUUAGUCAUCAUUCUAACAACCCUGUGGGAAGAAUCACGGGUUGUCCGCAAGCUGGGUAUACGCGCAGCAUACCGCGCAGUUGCGGAGUCCAGCUCACAUGGAUGGGCCACAGAUAACUUAAUGGCAAUAAUGAUGCAAGAGAAACUUAUUCAGGCGCCUCCUUCAUCGAUACUCUUCGAAUUUGCGUCUUUACAUUUGCCGGAGAGUGCUGGGCGCCAUCUCCUUGGAAUUGACUUCAUGUUUCUUUUCAGUCGCUUCAAGAUGUUCACGAGCAGCUUCAGCUCCGCUUGGGCGGCAUAUGUACUCAUGCACUUAGACCUAGAUCGACACAUUGUUGUUGCUGUGGAAGGCCUGGGGUUGCCAAGCGCUAGAGGCGGGGAGAAAUCGUCAGGCAUGCCAGUGCAGCCAAGUCAGGCCCAUGGACCAGGCCACAAGCCUCCAGCUCAACUGGUAGGACCUGCAGUCCUUAUGGACCCCCCAGCAUUCCCACCAAGAAAAAUCACACCUCGGCAUGUCGCUCCUGCCCCAGCCUUCCCACCAGAAAUUGCGCCUUGCCCUGCGACUCCUCCGCAGUCGGCACCUUGUCUCCAAGGGGGAGGCUUGAAACACAUGCCGGCCCAAGAAAGCCCUGUCCAAGAUCCGGCGGCCAGCAGUUGCAUCCACAAGUCUAAGGCUUUCCAUGCGUCCCAGCCACCCAUCCAGGUCGGGGCACCGAGGGGUGCUGCCGACCAAGAGUAG
Molecule: messenger RNA, 1491 nt
Organism: Symbiodinium pilosum
Lineage: Eukaryota; Dinophyceae; Suessiales; Symbiodiniaceae
Source: the annotation of a GenBank genome assembly